AUGAUAAAGGGAAAGCUACCCUCAAUAAAAAGGUUCUUCGAUUAAGAUCCCAGCCUUGUUUCUAUAUCUAUCCCUAUUACUUAUAACGAUAAAAGGUUGAUUGCAUAUAGAAAUAAAUAUUGCAAAAAGCCUGAAUGCAUUUAUGAUAAAUUACAAAUUUUAGAUAAGCAGAAAAAAGCAACUUAAACAUAAACCCAAAUUCCAGAAAUAGAUGAUAUGACAUUUUGGUGUAACAUAUGCUUAAAUACAAUCGAUCCAAAGGAGUUUUUACCAGAUGAAGAACUAUAAAGGAUUAUUGAUAAUACUUGGAAUCAAAUUGAUGAGUUAAAUAAGAACCCAAACACAAAAAUAAAUUGCAAAAGAGUUUAAUUGUUUAGAGAUGGUUCGUGGGAACCUAUUUUUGUAUAAAAUAGAGAAGGGAGAAUAGUACGCAAAAAUCAAACUGUAAUAAACAAGGCAAUAGUGUUACCAUAAUUAGAAAACUGA
Molecule: messenger RNA, 486 nt
Organism: Tetrahymena thermophila SB210
Lineage: Eukaryota; Ciliophora; Oligohymenophorea; Hymenostomatida; Tetrahymenidae
Exons: 1
Source: RefSeq, a predicted model, not a curated record